Messenger RNA from Planococcus citri (citrus mealybug), 2233 nucleotides. RefSeq names its product Snm1 (gene Snm1). The transcript has 10 exons. Lineage: Eukaryota; Metazoa; Arthropoda; Insecta; Hemiptera; Pseudococcidae. Gene Ontology annotation, molecular function: 5'-3' DNA exonuclease activity; damaged DNA binding. The coding region runs from base 156 to 2060 and encodes 634 amino acids. Gene Ontology annotation, biological process: interstrand cross-link repair; double-strand break repair via nonhomologous end joining. The record is from RefSeq and is a predicted model, not a curated record.
UUCUUAUCAAAAACGAAAAAUUUUAUGAAUGGAAAUUUAUUGAGCGGGAUUUUUAUUACUAUUCAUUGAUUUUGCGGUGGCGAGGAAAAGCAAGUCAAAGUGUGCUUUUAUCUGGAUCUAAGAAACCGGAUGAAACUUACGUCGUAUUUCGUGAUAUGAGCGAAUCGUCGGAACAUGAAUCAGAAUCAGAUGCGUUGUGUUUUUGCCCUAUAUGUCAAGCUCCGCUGAAGAAUUUGAAAGUAAAGUUCUCUUUUCAUAUAAAUAUGUGCGAUGUCAACUGGGAUGAUUUAGAAGAAUGCAAUGAUGGGAUCGAUUGCAAGAGCGAAAGCAUUUUCCAUUUCAGAGAUUUUUCGCAUCAAGUUCUCGCUAAUCAUCGGGAGAAUAUAAUCAGUAAACGAAAACGAGGUGAAGACAAAUGCGAAGAAAAGGUUUCGAAAAAAACCAAGCAAAAAGAGAAUCGAACUGUUGCUAAAAGACGUUUAAGUAAGCCCAUCCAAACACCGAUUGAAGAAAGCGAGGAUGAUAUUUUCGUGGAUACGAGUAAAUUCAAAUUGUCUCAACGAGACUCUGAGAAAAAUUCGAAGAAAAAAUCCAGUAAAUCAGAUACAAAUGAAACGGUCGCUAAAGAAGACGUGAUAAAUAAUGAAUCGAUACCGUCUUCAGACGAGAACAAUCAUGAAGAUUUUAUCGAUUGUACGAAAUACGUCGAGUGUGAAUCCAACCUUAUUGAAAAUUUCGAAUCCGAUGAAGAUUCUACUUUUAACACUUAUAAUGAUGACCAAUGUUCUGUUAUGUCGCAAAGUAUUGACGAAGCAUGCGACAAAAAAGAGAAAUGCAAAGCGAAAUGGAACGAUAUAUUUAAGACUAAGAGCAAAACAGCUACUUAUUCAUUACCGAGUCCAGUUAGUUCCAAACCUAUACCUAAACCCAGUCAAAAUUCUUCUAAUAAAUUUAGUAAUAAUAGAACGUUUGAAAAGAAACCAAAAGUGUGCCCAUAUUUCAAAAAAAUUCCUGGUACUGGUUUCGCUGUUGAUGCUUUUCAAUAUGGAAGUAUUCCGGAAGUCAGCGUGUAUUUUUUGUCUCAUUUCCAUUCCGACCAUUACAUAGGAUUAAAGAAAUCAUUUGCUCAUCCCAUAUACUGUUCCUUAAUAACUGCGAACUUGGUGAAGAAAAAAUUACGAGUGCAUGAACAAUUCGUCAAAGUAUUAGAACUUCAUAAACCAGUGAUAAUAAAUCAAGUGGAAGUCACGUGUUUCGAUGCAAACCACUGUCCGGGUUCUCUGAUAAUUCUUUUCAAAUUAUUGAGUGGCGCUCAGUAUUUGCAUGUUGGAGAUUUCAGAGCUUCAACAGAAAUGGAAGAAAUAGCCGAAUUGCAAUCCGCUCAAAUUUCUGCACUUUAUUUAGAUACGACAUAUUUUGAUCCCCAAUACGUAUUCCCUUCUCAAAAAGAAGUCAUCGACAGAGUUAGAAAAAUUGUUCGUGAAAUGUCUGCAAAGUAUCCCAAAGCAUUAUUUGUCUCCGGGUCUUAUCUCAUAGGUAAAGAAAAAGUAUUCCUAGGUGUACUGGACGAACUGAAGUGUAAAUUAUGGGCUCAACCGCACAAAAGAGAUGUAUUUCGUUGUAUAGACGAUCCAACUAUAUUGUCUGCGUUGACAGACCAACUUGGCCAAGCUAAACUUCACGUAUUACCGAUGAAUUAUUUUCGAUUUGAUCGUUUGAAGCAACAUCUUCUAGAAUCUGGACCCUUCAGUCAUGUGUUUGCGUUCAAACCAACUGGCUGGGAAAUGGGCCGUACAAAAAUUAAAGAUUGGAUUAAUGUAACUUCGUAUGAAAAUAUGACGAUCUAUGGAGUUCCUUAUAGCGAGCACUCAAAUUACGAAGAAUUAUGCAGAUUUGUUAAAUUCGUUAAAGCCGAUAAAAUAAUUCCUACCGUAACGUUACGAAAUCGUGAAAUGUAUUCUCAUUUGAAGCAGUUAGUAGAUUCGUACAAAAAUGAUAUAAAAACCAAUAAACCUAAGCAAAAAAGUAUUGAUCAGUAUGUGACUUACACUAAAGUGUGAUAUUCCUAGAUACAUAUGUCAGUAUUCAACUUUUUAAUUCAUUUUUUUGUAAUUUUAAUUUUGUAAAUUUGUAAUGCUCAAAGCAAUUUUUUAAUGUUAAAGGUUAUAAACCUGCAUUUUGUAAGAAUAUUCAUCAAGAAAUCAUUUUCAAUAAAAUUAUUUCUCUCAGUUUA